AUGCCUCUGGAGAAGCUGGCACUAGCUAUUGUUUUCGCAUCCCGAAGACUCAGGAGGUAUUUCCAAGGGCACAAGAUUACCCUGAUGACCGAUCAACCCUUUGAAAAGGUACUUAGGAGGCCGGAGCUAUCGGGACGGUUAGCCAAAUGGGUUGUGGAACUGGGGGAACACAAUUUAGAAUUUAAGCCCAGGACAGCCAUGAAGGGGCAGAUACUGGCCGACUUUUUAGCAGAAAUCCCCGAAGAUGAAGAGAGGGAACUUUUAAAAUGGGAAGCUUUGGAAAAAGAAGAGGGAGAGAAGGAGGACGAGGCUGUGUGGAAAUUACUCACCAACGGGGCCUCUAGUGAAGAAGGGAGUGGGGCAGGCAUCACACUGAUAAGCCCAGAGGGGGUCGAACUGACCUAUGCCAUAAGAGUGGACUUCAAGAACACCAACAACACCGCAGAGUAUGAGGCCCUCUUAGCGGGAAUGAGACUGGCACAAAAGAUGAAAGCAGGGCAUGUGGAAGCUAGCACCGAUUCACAACUGGUGGUUAAACAGUAUCAAGGAGAGUAUGAGGCUAAAGACAACACCAUGGCUCAAAAAUCUGAUGCCCUCAGUAAGCUGGCCUCAGUGGCGUUCGACCACCUCGCAAGAGAAGUUAAAGUGGAAGUCCUGACAUCUCCUUCCCUUAACACGAAGGAGGUAGCUGCAGUUGAGAGUACCCAAGAAACAUGGAUGGCACCAAUUAUCAAAUUCCUCAGAGAUGGAAUCUUGCCCGAAGGGGAAUGGGCAGCCAGAAAGGUAAGGGUCAAGGCCCUGCAAUAUGAGCUGAUUGAUGGGGAGUUGUAUCGAAGAUCAUAUCUGGGUCGAUCCCUGAAAUGUGUUGAUAUGGAAGAGGCUGAGUAUGUGAUUAGGGAGAUGCACGAAGGGAUUUGUGGAAUGCAUUCGGGCCCAAGGACGAUAGUAACAAAGGCAAUGAAUGCAGGGUUCUAUUGGCCACGAAUGUAUGAAACAGCAUCCGAGGAAAUCAAGAAGUGUGAUAACUGCCAGGUGCAUGCACCAAUGACCCACCGACACAAACAUCCCAUGAUACCAGUUUCAACAUCCUGGCCAUUCCAAAAAUGGGCUGUCGACAUAAUUGGGCCAUUCCCGGAAGGUCCAGGAGGGGUCAAGUAUGUGGUGGUGGCCAUCGACUAUUUCACCAAGUGGAUCGAAGCGAUGCCCCUAGCAAAAAUCACUGGGGAAUAG
Molecule: messenger RNA, 1230 nt
Organism: Helianthus annuus (common sunflower)
Lineage: Eukaryota; Viridiplantae; Streptophyta; Magnoliopsida; Asterales; Asteraceae
Exons: 2
Coding region: 1-1230 (409 amino acids)
Biological process (GO): DNA integration
Molecular function (GO): RNA-DNA hybrid ribonuclease activity; nucleic acid binding
Source: RefSeq, a predicted model, not a curated record